UAAGGUAUUCUUGGUAAUUAUCUUAGCUCAUUGUAUAGUUUGUUUAAACAUUUUGUUACCUAUCUAAUUGUGGCGGAAGCUAAGUCGUACUACCUUCAAUCUCCGCAUAAUAGCAGUUCGUUGCAGUCCAUUAGAAUGAAUUCUAAGAGUGAUAUGCGUGUCCCUAAGCCUCCGAAACCUCCCGAAAAACCAUUAAUGCCAUAUAUGCGCUACAGCCGCAAAGUUUGGGAGCAAGUUAAAAACUCCAAUCCACAUCUCAAGCUGUGGGAAGUUGGGAAGAUUAUUGGGCAAAUGUGGCGUGACCUUCCUGAUGACGAGAAAAUACUGUAUGUCGAAGAAUACGAUGCUGAAAAAAUCCAAUACACGGAAUCACUGCGACAGUACCACAGUUCACCAGCAUAUCAGGCUUGGUUGGUAGCAAAGGAAAGAGCCGAAAAAAGUAUGGAAGAACAAGACCAGGAGCGCAGGCAAUCAGUUUUGAGAUCAAGAGAUCGUGGGAACGAACUUCCUCAGGGUGAUUUGAGGGAAUCAUAUAUACUGGAAGAUAAUGAAGAAGAUACUGAAGACCAAUUCACUGCAAAGCAUGUAGCAGCCGCUCGUUUCCAAAGAAACCAUCGUCUUAUGCAAGAAGUUUUAAGCGAUACGAGACUCCCUGAUCCUGGUCAACUAAUAACACAAAGCCGUCUUAACACCUUGCGCUUGCAAGUGGAACAACUGAAAAACCAUAAGCGUAAUUUAUGUCAGGAGAUUGAAGGGUGCAAGGCGCGACAUCAAGCGAAAGUACAGCGCAUUCGUGAAGAAUCUGAACGUUUUCGAUUAGAUUAUCAAAAAUUAACGACUGCAAGACCAGUUAUAACAGAGUCUCAGUUUGCCGAUAUGAUAAUUAAAGCCAAGUACGAUAUGCAGCGCGAAGAGGAGGAGCGUAAGACUCGUUAUUUGGCAGAAUUAGAAAUCAGACGCAAACGUCAACAACAGCGGCAACAAAGGGAAGCAGAGUUAUUGGAGUCUGAACGUAGACGUCAGUUAUUGCAUCAACAGCAGUUGCAAGUUCACAUGAGACCAAAUCAGGUGGCCUCAUCACACAAUGAUCCGAAUAUCCAGUUCGGUGACCGUUCGUUAGAAAGACUGAUAACCCAGGACAAAAGAGAUGAUACAAAUUCCCAACCUUCACAAAAGUUACCUGCUUCAACCGGUUUAUUGUGUCCUACAAACCAUCCGAAAGGAGCUCCAGAAGUUGGACAUGAAAUCAACCCGAAUUUGUAUCCUGGGCUAGGAAAUACUUUCACACAACCAGUUACUCAAAAUUCUCUGCAAAGGUUCCCUCAGUCCGGUCAUACACAACACCACUAUCCACCUCCACUACAUUAUUUACCUAAUGCCGCGGCACCGUCAAAUCCACCUGGUUUAAUUCAUCAACGUAGUCCGGUUCCUAGUAUACAACAAGCGGCACAAAAUAAUUCAGGUAAACCGAAUGCCGUAUCUUUAGGACGUACCAAAAAAGUCCCCUCAUCUGCUUCUUCAACUUCAUCGGCCUCUUCGGCUUCGUCAACAUCCUCAAAGAAAAAAAAGGUUGAUUCAGACCCUAUUAAGGAUGCUACUAAUCAGGAUAUGCGCGAACGACCCGUUUCUCGCGAAGAAGUAAUGGAUCAGGCUAAACCUGGUGACUUUGGUCUGACUCCUGGACAAUCUACCGAAUUUCAGCAAGGGUCUACAGCCCAGUCGAGGCAACUCAUUACUUCUCAGUACCAACCGGCUCCAGUCCCUGCUAACUCCGUCGUCCCAGCACAAAUUCCAGGUGGCCCGGUUCAGACACCUUACUGCUACGAAGUUGGGAUGGGAAACCAAUCUAAUCCCCCCUUGUCCACUGGCACGUAUUACCAUCAACCCGUUUCCGUUUCAAAUCCUGGGGGCUACUCUCAUCCUCGACCUCAGUUUUCACAACACACUCCUUACAACGCCGUACAGUAUCACUCAGUUGCACCGCAACCGUCUUCAGAGCAUCCACCUCCCCCACCAGUGUAUAUUCAACACAUGCCACAACAGUCUCAUGUCUCACAGCCUGUCCCAACGAUGGUAGGACCCAACCAACAUUCUUCAAGUCAUAUUCCACCUCAGCAACACAACUCAAAUAACUGGCAUCAUAGUGGUCCACCACCCUAUCCACCACAUUAUGGUCCUUCUCGUUACCCAGUUUCAGGUGGUUCGGUAGGAUACCCGAUGCAGCCUCCAAGAAAUUUCGCUCCCAAUUCCGGUGUUUAUUCAAUGCCCCAUUACCUUGUUGGUCAGCACGGCCCUCAAACUCACCCACAUCAAAAUAUUUCAUCUAUACCCGUUUCUAUUCAGGAUGGGCCUGCUGCCUCUCAAUCAAUUCCAGCACCACCACCAUAUCAACAACAGCAACAGCCAAGUUCUGUUGUCAGUUAUUGGCCUGCACAACAACAAGUACCGCCAGAUUAUGUUCAGAGUCAGCAUCCAUCUCAUUACAUGCCUGGAUCGCAAACUGAACCAGUCGUUCCUAGUCAACAAACUCUGCCAUCUGUUGAUAACGUCCACCCGUGCUCCACUAUGUCUGUGUCUUCUGCAGAUAUUGGUAUGGGUCAGGUAGUAUCUCACCAGUCUCAAGGAGCUAAUAUUUAUUACCAAGGUGGUCCUGUUCCUCCGUAUACGCAUGGCAGUAAUGUAGGACCAAGUGGGUUUUAUUCUGUACCACCACAACACUACACUCCUCAUCAACACAGUGGUCAUUCUUGGUCUGGCUAUUGUAAUUCUGGUCCUCCUCAAGUCCCAUCCUACCCACAAUCACAGCAACAUGUGCAUCACCAGUCGCCCCAAUGUAGCUCGGGUGCUUAUCCUAAUCCCCAAAUAUCAACAAAAUUGGAUCAAACUGCAACAACGGUUCCUGUGGAUAAUUCAACUAGCGUUGGUGCCGCUGGAGGUCCUAAUAGUCAGCCACCAUCCACAAAUGAAAAAUGACUACUUCUUUGUUAAUUUUAAAGCCGUUUUAUCUGUUUCAAUAUUUCGUUUACGUAGUGUAAAUUGUAUUAUCAAAAUACGUAAAAUUCUAAUACUCAGUAUAACUAAAUAAUAUGCUUUAAUAAUGAUUACUGUUCAUUACUUCGGG
Molecule: messenger RNA, 3121 nt
Organism: Schistosoma turkestanicum
Lineage: Eukaryota; Metazoa; Platyhelminthes; Trematoda; Strigeidida; Schistosomatidae
Source: the annotation of a GenBank genome assembly